This is a messenger RNA of Erinaceus europaeus (western European hedgehog), 4962 nucleotides long. It is a transcript of the gene RGL1, whose product is annotated as ral guanine nucleotide dissociation stimulator like 1. NCBI's taxonomy places the organism in Eukaryota, Metazoa, Chordata, Mammalia, Eulipotyphla, Erinaceidae. Bases 653 to 2962 code for a protein of 769 amino acids. The record is from RefSeq and is a predicted model, not a curated record. Gene Ontology annotation, cellular component: plasma membrane. Gene Ontology annotation, biological process: positive regulation of GTPase activity; Ras protein signal transduction. The transcript has 18 exons. Gene Ontology annotation, molecular function: guanyl-nucleotide exchange factor activity.
GAAUAUAUCCUCUGACCAACUCUGUCCCAGUGAAACACUUCUUGUUUUUUAUGACUGCAGUUAUUGGAGUCGUUCGGGUUGAAUGUAAAUUUAAUAAUAUCAGCCAGGUAAUAGAAGUUUCCCGACCGUCUUUUCCGCACCCGCUCCUUCUCCUUCGUAACUUUCAAGAAAGAAGGAAGAAGAAGACACACCGACCCCCGCAGGCAACUCCGGUCCUUUCUGGCAACUGGCGAGCAGCCAGAAAACCUGAUGAACCAGAAAGGAUUGUUGCCGCUCGCCUUCAGACAUACUCGUGCUCGCCCCAUCCCGGGAAUGAAGCCGGGCGGCGAGUGAGCGGAGCACAGCCGAAAAGCCUGACAUCAGCACCGGCCCAGCGGCGGGAGGAGCUGGCUGCACCCUGGCUCUCAGGCUCGCUGGCCGCGCGCCUUUGUGACCCGAGGCGCGCUCCCGCGACGGCGGCGCGCGUGUCAGCCGGGAGCACCGGGUUCCGUGCCGAGUGCGCGUGCCCGCGAGGAGCGCCUGCUCUGCCUGCUGGUGGCGCGCGUCCCUACACUGGGCGGCUGGGCUGCGCGCGGGUCGGGGCCCAGAGACCGCGUCGGCCUGGGAGCAGCGCACAUCAUGCCGCGCCCGGGAACCGAAGAGCCGGCUGAGCAUGCGAUUGUUCGGGCGAGUUAAAAUGAGCUCCAUUCAGGACUGGGGUGAAGAGGUAGAGGAAGGCGCUGUUUACCAUGUUACCCUCAAAAGAGUCCAGAUCCAACAAGCUGCUAAUAAAGGAGCAAGAUGGCUAGGGGUUGAAGGGGACCAGCUGCCCCCAGGACACACAGUCAGUCAGUAUGAAACCUGUAAGAUCAGGACUAUAAAAGCUGGCACCUUAGAGAAACUUGUGGAGAACCUGCUAACGGCAUUUGGUGACAAUGACUUCACCUACAUCAGCAUCUUCCUGUCAACUUACAGGGGAUUUGCAUCAACCAAGGAAGUGCUGGAGCUGCUGCUGGACAGGUAUGGAAACCUGACAAGUCCCAACUGUGAAGAAGAUGGAAGCCAGAGUUCCUCAGAGUCGAAAGCAGUGAUCAGGAAUGCCAUCGCCUCCAUCCUCAGGGCCUGGCUUGACCAAUGUGCUGAGGACUUCUGGGAGCCCCCACAUUUCCCCUGCUUACAGAAACUACUGGAAUAUCUCCAGCGGACAAUGCCAGGCUCGGACCCCGAGAGGAGAGCACACAACCUUCUCAAGCAGUUUCAAAAGCAAGAAGUGGAAACUGACACAGACGGACUUCCUAGCACCCUCGCCUGUAGCCUGGAGGAGGAAGAGGAGCCAGAAGGUGGAGGGGCCACAGAAUUCACAUGCUUUGCUGAAGACCUGGUAGCCGAGCAGCUGACCUACAUGGACGCACAAUUGUUCAAGAAAGUUGUGCCUCACCACUGCCUGGGAUGCAUCUGGUCUCGAAGGGACAAGAAGGAGAACAAACAUCUGGCUCCUACGAUCCGUGCUACCAUCUCUCAGUUCAAUACCCUCACCAAGUGUGUCAUCAGCACCAUUCUGGGGGGCAGAGAGCUCAAAUCUCAGCAGAGAGCCAAGAUCAUUGAGAAAUGGAUCAACAUCGCCCAUGAAUGUAGAAUCCUAAAGAAUUUUUCCUCCUUACGGGCCAUCAUUUCAGCACUGCAGUCCAAUUCCAUCUACCGGUUGAAAAAGACCUGGGCCUCCGUCCCCAAAGACCGCAUGCUGAUGUUUGAGGAACUUUCUGAUAUCUUCUCUGACCAUAAUAACCACCUGACCAGCCGGGAACUACUGAUGAAGGAAGGAACCUCAAAAUUUGCAAACCUGGACAGCAGCGUGAAGGAAAACCAGAAGCGGACUCAGCGGCGGCUCCAGCUCCAGAAGGACAUGGGCGUGAUGCAGGGGACUGUGCCCUACCUGGGCACCUUCCUCACUGACCUGACCAUGCUGGACACAGCCCUGCAGGACUAUAUUGAGGGUGGGCUGAUAAACUUUGAGAAAAGAAGAAGGGAAUUUGAGGUGAUUGCCCAAAUUAAGCUCCUGCAGUCUGCCUGCAACAGCUACUGCAUGACCCCCGACCUGAGAUUCAUCCGUUGGUUCCAGAGGCAGCAGCUUCUGACAGAGGAGGAGAGCUACACCCUCUCCUGCGAGAUUGAAGCUUCCCCAGACACCAGUGCCACUUCGCCCAAGCCUCGGAAGAGCAUGGUGAAGAGGCUCAGCCUACUGUUUCUAGGGACGGAUAUCCUACCAAGUAGCACCCCCACCAAAGAGCAGCCCAAGUCCACAGCCAGUGGAAGCUCUGGAGAGAGCAUGGACUCUGUCAGUGUGUCCUCCUGCGAGUCCAACCACUCAGAGGCUGAGGAGGGCUCGGUGACACCCAUGGACACCCCUGAUGAGCCUCAGAAAAAGCUUUCCGAGUCAUCGUCGUCCUGCUCCUCCAUCCACUCCAUGGACACGGCUUCCUCAGGGAUGUCAUCCUUGAUCAACCCCCUGUCCUCACCCCCGGCCUGCAACCACUACCCCAAGAUGCACAAGCGCUCUGUGUCGGUGACCUCCAUCACCUCGGCCGUGCUGCCACCCGCCUAUAACCAGCAGAGUGAGGACACCUGCAUCGUCCGCAUCAGCCUGGAGGAUGACAAUGGCAACAUGUACAAGAGCAUCCUGUUGACGAGCCAGGACAAGACCCCUGCGGUGAUCCAGAGAGCCAUGCUCAAGCACAACCUGGACUCAGACCCGGCCGACGAGUAUGAGCUGGUGCAGGUCAUCUCAGAGGACAAAGAACUUGUGAUCCCAGACUCCGCAAAUGUCUUUUAUGCCAUGAAUAGCCAGGUAAACUUCGACUUCAUCUUACGCAAAAAGAACUCAACAGAGGAGCCGGUGAAGCUGCGCAGCCGGACCAGCCUGACCUUGCCCAGGACAGCGAAGCGGGGCUGCUGGAGCAACAGGCACAGCAAGAUCACCCUCUGACGGGGCCCUGGCACCGGGUGGAGGGGCUGGGCACCUGUGAGGCUGCAGCCAAUGUGCAGGGUGCCCCCGAUGUCAGCAUGCCUCAGGAAACAGAUGAACCUGACACACAAAAAAAGAUGAACUAUUUACUGAUUGCCGAGGGUGUGUUGGAGACUGAAGUAUGACAUACUCUUGCCCGUAGACACACACACACACACACACACACACACACACAUAUAUAUAUGCAUAUGGUCUCUAUGUGUAUACAUAUAAAUAAGCAAGCGACUUAUGGGAUGUCCUGGACUGUGGAAAAAUGAAUUUGCACAAUCACCUGGGAAGCUGAGGUCUUUGUACAGGGAACCAGAAGGAACUGUGAACCUCGCAUCAGACCUUCCGAGUGAAUGAGACCAAUCCCAGGAAUACGGAGGAGGGUCCUUCGUGCCAGUAUUACAAGAAAUCCAAACUAUUUUUAUAAAGGGAAAGGACUACUUUCCCCAUCAAGUGCCACCAGAGAAGAAUGUUGCAGAGUCGGGAACCACAUGGGCUGCAUGAAAGGCCACUACGGAGAGGGUUUGGAGGAGCCUGUGACCUUUAACCUCUGCAGCAUCUCUGGAUUUCUCACCUCCCCUCUUCAGCAGGAGGAGCUCUGGGAAGUGGGGGGGGGGGGCAGGUGGGAAUCUCCAUGGGCUGGUCCUGCUGUUAGGAUCCCUGGAGGAAACCCUGGGCCAUGCUGAUUUCCAUUUCUCCCCAUAAGGACUUAUGCCCACCACCGCCGUGGCACAGAGAGCCCUAUGCUUUGUCUGUCAGAAAUGGAGGUGCAAGUGCAGGGGGGCUGGGGUGGCAUGGUGUGGCGACCUCUGGGAACACCUUUUUCACGCCCAGCUCGGUGUUUUUUGCCAUCUGGGUUGUUACACCCUCUAUUUUGUGCAAUUUGUGCUUCCAGUGUUGAAACCCUACUGCAAGCAACUAUAUGCAAUCUUUUGGAGGCUGCGAAGGGUUUGGGAAUGAGCCCCUCUGUGCCCUCUGCCCCAGGCAGACCCUUGUUUGCUCAUUUUGCCUAUUAGCAGUGCCUCAUCCUGGGGAGAAACGGGGCUGCAGCUCUGACCCGAGUCACUGCAGAGAGAAGCCACCACCCUUUCCGGUCCCCACACUCGCCAUCCAGCGUUUCUCCCCCUGCCCAGUCUGAGCUGUGCUGGGGUUUCAGUUAAAAGCCGUAUGUGUGACACUGACCUGGACUAGAAGCACUUUCAGGAUUGCCCUUUCUUAGAAAAAUAGUUCUCAAAAGUGCCAGCUCUCAUUCCCAAAGUGAAGAGAGCAAACCCAGAAUGUGAAGUGCAGCUUGUAACAGUGAGCCCCACCUAAAGGCAGUGUGAGAUUCACGCCGCGUGCACAGCCACCCGGAAUUAGCAGGCCUGCCAGGGGAGUGACAGUGGGACACAGACGGAGCAGGAGGCCCCCUUCCUUCUGGCCUUUGCAGGAGACCAGAUGGCGCAUUGUCUGACAGACUGGGUCGCACCCAGUCUGAGGACUAGCAAAUUCUGCUCUCCCCUGGACCCUCUGAUAUUUGUUUCUGUGCUCGAUGGAGAGUUGGCUGGGCUGGUAGGUGGCGUGAAAGCCAGUGUGGCCUCAGGCUUCAGGCCUGGGCUGGAAGGUCUAACAGAUCUCAGCCGCCUGGUCUGGUUAGAGCAUGGCCACCAAGACAGCCAUGCUGUGCUGAGCGCACCCCAUGUAUUUAUACUGUACAUGUAAAGUCUAGAUUUAUAUACUGCAAUGUAAAAUAUAUAUAUAUAUUUUCCUUUUUUUUUUUAAGACAAUGGAGAUUCCUGGUGGAGGAAACCUCACCUCAUUUGUCUAAUGGCACUUUACAUGUCUCGCUGUGUCUGUCCCCGCGGGGAGAGGCAGGCGAGGCCAAGCCACUCACAUGCUUGUCUUCCUGCAUCUCCACCCGCUUUCAGCCUCCCGGUGAAACUAAUAAACUGGCCAGGGACUCACUGGGCAGCUGUUGCUGUUGCCACACCCAA